Molecule: messenger RNA, 3384 nt
Organism: Ctenopharyngodon idella (grass carp)
Lineage: Eukaryota; Metazoa; Chordata; Actinopteri; Cypriniformes; Xenocyprididae
Gene: phf13
Product: PHD finger protein 13
Exons: 5
Coding region: 185-1243 (352 amino acids)
Biological process (GO): mitotic chromosome condensation
Molecular function (GO): chromatin binding
Source: RefSeq, a predicted model, not a curated record
UUAUUUUGGCAAAUGAGCAGCUCUGUCUGUCUGGGUUUCACCCAUCACAUCUUCAUCACAUUCGGACAUAUAUCAUCACUGUUUUCCAUCACUCCUGCCACUGUCAUCGCCUGUUUUUCGAUCCAGGAUAAUUAUCCGCCCUUUUACCGUCGUGUGGUCCACUAUCUGUGUUUCAGCAGCAGAAAUGGACAACAGCUCGACGACUUGUCCGUUUGACACACAGGGCUACAGUUCAACAUUUAAGCGGAAACGGACAGUGGAAGAUUUCAACAAGUUCUGCACGUUUGUGCUGGCAUAUGCUGGUUAUAUUCCAUAUCCACAGGAGGAGGCACAUUUGAGGAACAGCUCUAGUCCUCCUAACAGCACCGGCAGCACUGCAGACAGUGACGGAUGGGAGAAUCAGAGGCUGGGCUGUGGCCUCUCGUCUCCGGACGAGCCCCCACCCAAAAACCGCAAGAGCUUCGCUGGAUUCAAGAGACCCGCGAGCGAGGAUUCAGAGCCCCAGAAGCGUCCUAAGUCAGCAGGUCUUCUCCUGGAGGGUCGAUCGAAGGCCGACAAGGUGAAAAAGAAGAAGAAGAAGCUGAGGAAGUGUAAGGAUGAGGAAUUGAGAUCUUUCGCUCCAUUUACUCCUGCCAGUGCUGAAGGUGAGAUCGCCAAUCUUGGAUGUACCAUCAAAGAAGAACCAGAAGAUUACCUCAGCAUCUCUGUACCCACCGCUGGUAUGGGUAGGGACCAGCCUACGCACACUGGCACAUGUUCAAAACCUGCCUCUAGUUCACCAGGCACCGCAACGUGCAAAGAGGAGCCUGAUAUUGGCCUUCCAUGCUGGGACGGUUUUAAAAGUUCAGGUCCAGAGUCGGAGGAUGUCGAGAAACCCUCACAAACUAAAGAAGAGUCCGUAGUCUUGAAAGUUGAAGGAUUUCCUGGUAAAAGGACUGUGGUCCGCCAGGGAAAACAGGUGGUAUUUAGAGAUGAGGAUGGAUCGGCAGACGAUGAGGACAUCAUGGUUGAUUCAGAUGAUGACUCUUGGGACCUAGUGACAUGUUUCUGCAUGAAGCCGUUCGCCGGGCGGGCAAUGAUCGAAUGCAACCAGUGCAACACCUGGAUCCACCUUUCAUGUGCCAAAAUCCGCAAGUCUAACGUCCCAGAGACGUACAUCUGUCAGAGGUGCAAAGACUCGAAGUUUGACAUUCGUCGUUCCAAUCGCUCACGAGUGGGCUCUCGAAAACACCUUCUCGACUGAUGCCGCUCUUCUCGUUCUGCCCAUCCACACGUACAGAAACUCAUAAAAAUGUCUUCUUGAAGACGAGACUCAAUGAGUACGGAAGAGGAAGGGCUCGCUGACCUACCUGUGUCACUUUUUCUGUUCCCGUUUUUAAUAUUUCUCACCUUCCUAAAUGUUUGCGUCAGGCAAUCAAUACUCAGACAAAGCUUUAAUGAGAGCAGAUUUCCGCCGUAUGGACGGCUGGAGAUGUGACGGUACACACCAGAAGGUAUUACGCUGUGCUGCAAAGAAGGGAUUGGGGUGUCGGAUUGCACUUUUUUUUUUUUUUUUAAGAACAAAGUGAUAGCUAGAGAUGCCCCUUUGAACCCAUAGGUUUCAAAACUAUGUGUAUUUGUUAAAGUAUGUAUAUUAUAUGAAAUAACCAUAAGAUAUUAGUGUUCAAGGUGUUUAGACUCAUCAUUUUGUGUGGAUCUUUUCUGGGACCCCCAAAUGUGUAUGAGGCGAAGAGUUCUGUUUGUUGGAUAAUGUUUAUCGAAGUUUUCAUCAGCAGUCGCUGAUGCUUUGGAGUGAAACAUCAGAAACGGUUCAUGCUACAUUGUGGUGUUUUUUCUUUUUAAAGAACAUGGAAACAAAUUGGUGACAACAAGAGACUAUAUGUGUCAUUUUGAUUUAUAAAGCCUGAUAAUUCCUGCUUUUUCUGCCCUUUAUUGAACAAUUUGCAUGUUGUAAUUUUUUGACUAAACAGGUUGAUAUUUUUUUCAUGUCUUUUUUUUUUUUGCAUUUAGGUGUCAAAUACUUUAAUUAUGUGAAUUAUGUGAAAGUCGUUACAGGUUAGGGAAGGGAUAUUUUUACUGGGUGAAUCUCAGAAUCUUACAAAACACAUCCUGGUCACAUUUCACCUCAUUUUUAUAUAUAUUUUAAAUGUUCCUAAAAAUAGUAUUAAUUUAUGCUCUAAUGCUGUUUUUAGGAACAUUUACAUUUUUUUUUUUUUUUUUCAAAUUCAAGUAAUGUUUCUGGGUAUUUUGCUUUUAUUCCAAUUAUUCUCAGUGGUGAUUCCAUUUUAUUGUUGUGACUGUAAGAAAGUAACUUUUCCUUUUUUUUUUUUUUUUUUGUCAUGAAAAUAGUCACAUUUUGUGAUGAAAUAUUACCCGGGCGUGUUCUUGUCAGGUUCUGUGAGAUUUACUUAACUGCCAAAAGGAAAAGCAUUUUUUUUUCCCUGUAUAUGCUGAAAUCUUACGGCUUACUUAGUAGUAUUCAUAUUAACAUUCAAAGCACUGUACUAGUAUGUUUGGUCUACAAAUCUUGGCUUUUCAAAACUCGCUGGCAGAGCUUUUAAUAGAAGGAAUCAUUCAUGAGGGUGUAUUUCUUGCUAACCACUGUGACCGGUCUAACCUGGUUAUUAAUCGAUGAGUCUUUCAUGUUCAUAGGCAUGCUCAGAUAAAAAUGUUGUGUCCUAUUAGCUGUUCCACUCCCAUCAAAAAACUUUUGUUUCUUGAGGACAUUAGGUUUUUUUUUUUUUUUUUUUAAAUCUCAUGUGAGUUGAUGUCAUUUCAGAAUGUACUGUUCUGAUUGAUGAUAUAAACAUUGCAGAGAAGAUAAUUUAUCUGGCACCUUCAGUAUGGAUAUUUUCAGAACCGUUUGGUAUAUGUUAAUGUCAAAUUAAGACAAAUAUUGUUCAUAGUUGUGAAAUUGGCCUGGUUUUAUUUUCUAACGAGUCAGUGGACAGUUUCCACAGUGAUAUUUUUGGGAUGCAUAUUGAAACUGGAUAUUCUUUAAACACUUACUUUGGGUACAAUUUAUCUUCCCAUCUGAGGACAUACUGGGAAAUUUACAGGCCUGGAUUAAACAAGCUAGCUUUUCAUUGUUUUGUGGGAAAAAAGUGUCGCUUGUAAAUUUAAUUGCUUAUGUUGGUGCUUUCUUUUUUUGUAACCAUUUAUUUAGGGUUCAUGGAUGAUGGUUCUGUACAUUUUGUUUUGUACAAUCAUGUUUAUGUAGUAUGAUGUUAAUAUUUCAGGGCUGUUUGUGCGCGCGAGAGAAGAACCGCUAAAGUUUGAGCUUGCACUGUUACGCUGAGGGAUAAAGACUGAGUCCAAUGAAAAGAAAGAGAGAUGUUUCUGUGAAACUUCAUGUAAACUGUUGUAAAUAAAUAGAUGAUUUUA